Messenger RNA from Triticum dicoccoides, 1059 nucleotides. Its product is annotated as oxysterol-binding protein-related protein 1C-like. Lineage: Eukaryota; Viridiplantae; Streptophyta; Magnoliopsida; Poales; Poaceae. Bases 1 to 1059 code for a protein of 352 amino acids. The transcript is spliced from 4 exons. The record is from RefSeq and is a predicted model, not a curated record. Gene Ontology annotation, molecular function: sterol binding. Gene Ontology annotation, cellular component: membrane; cytosol.
AUGCCGGAAUCUCACACCGCCGCCUUGAACGACUACCAUGGUGGUUCUACCUCUGGCUUGCACCAUGUAAACGUCGUUGAUGAGAGCAGUCGCUGCUCCAACUUGUACCAUCCGUCGUAUACGAUGUCAGAAGCCAUGACAUGCACCAUGGACUUGCCGCCACCACAAGUCAUGUCAGGAGGAGGCCAGCAAGAUGACGCGGUUACGGAUGGUCGUGGAGAAAAUGGAGAGCAAACUAUUCAGGUUCCUGAAGUUGGGAAAACAUUUGAGUCAGAGAAAGACGCCUAUGACAUGUACAACACAUAUGCCGGCAAAGUUGAAUUUAGUAUUAGAAAGAACCAGACAAAGCGUCGAGAUGAUGGUACUGCACCACAGGAGGAGGCCGGCCAUGGCGACACCGGAUCUGGCAUCUCCGGGGUCCUCUACAAGUGGGUCAACUACGGCCGCGGGUGGCGGCCCCGCUGGUUCGCGCUCAGCGAUGGCGUGCUCUCCUACUACAAGAUCCACGGGCCCAACCGCAUCGACCUCUCCCGCGACACCGACCGCGGCGCCAAGGUCAUCGGCGAGGACUCGCUCCGCCGCCUCGCGCGCCCCUCCUCCGCCUCCGCCCCCCACUCCAACGGCCACGGCCACCACCAGACGCCCCGCAAGCCCCUCGGCGAAAUCCACCUCAAGGUGUCGACCGUCAGAGAGAGCAGAUCGGACGACAGGAGGUUCUCCAUCUUCUCGGGGACCAAGAGGCUGCACCUGCGGGCCGAGACGAGGGAGGACAGGGCCGCGUGGCUCGAGGCGCUCCGUGCCACCAAGGAGAUGUUCCCGAGGAUGUCCACCAGCGAGAUGGUCGGGCCGGGGGACACUGCGGCGGCCGCGGCGGUCUCCACCGAGCGCCUGAAGAAGCGCCUGCAGCAGGAAGGGGUCAGCGAUGCUGCCAUUGCUGACAGCGAGAGGAUCGUGCGGGAGGAGUUCGAGGCGCUGCACAAGCAGCUUGUGCUUCUCAAGCAGAAGCAGGCGCUACUCCUUGACACGCUCCGCCACCUAGAGGUAUUCAUAUCUAUCUGA